Messenger RNA from Racocetra persica, 238 nucleotides. NCBI's taxonomy places the organism in Eukaryota, Fungi, Glomeromycota, Glomeromycetes, Diversisporales, Gigasporaceae. The record is from the annotation of a GenBank genome assembly.
AAUUAUGGCAAGAAUGGGCUAACGAAUACAAACCUAUCCAAAAAAUAGACUCAAUAUGGUAUGAUACAACAACAACAGAAAUUACACCUAUCGAGCUAGAGAAUAUAAUCAAAGAAGCACCUAAUACAAAGGCUACCAGACCCUCAAAAAUAUCAAAUGAAAUGCUAAAACAUCUUGGCCCUCAAGCAAAAUCAAUGAUCCUAGACAUAUUCAACAAAUACCUAAAACUACAUGACGU